Molecule: messenger RNA, 223 nt
Organism: Ichthyophthirius multifiliis
Lineage: Eukaryota; Ciliophora; Oligohymenophorea; Hymenostomatida
Exons: 2
Biological process (GO): Arp2/3 complex-mediated actin nucleation; actin filament polymerization
Cellular component (GO): Arp2/3 protein complex; actin cytoskeleton
Source: RefSeq, a predicted model, not a curated record
AUGAGUUUAGCAAUUGAAGGAUAUGUUAAUGCAUUAAGAGAUGUUUUAGAAGUAUGUUUGUGCUUAUAAGAUUUUCCAAGUGAGAUUGUCGAAAAACAUAAUAAACCUGAAGUUGAAUUAUAUGGAUAUAGCUAAAAAACCAAAACCUAGUUCUUCACCCUAUAUAUUUAGCAAGAAGUGAUAAGGAAAAUGCUUAAUAGAACCAUCUGUAAAUUCUUGCAGA